CCAUGCGACGAAGUUCACUGCGAAAACCUGUUCGCCGAAGUGGGAGACUGCGGUGGGCGCAGACUGUUGUAGUGAGUUCGGUUGCAUUCGGUAGUCUGCCAGCUGCUAUGGUUAAAACAGAAAUCGUAACGAACUCCGCGCCCCUGCGCGGUUAUCUUCGAAGCAACAACCAUGGAUUCGGGCGCCUGCCAUUUGUCAUCUGCCCAAGCGCGUAUUGUGAUUUUAAAAUUAUUAAUUUGAACGUCACCAAUUUUUCAGCCCAUGUCGGUAGGGAUACCAUUCACCCGAAGACCCAGAGUACAUUUCAGCGACCUUCCCACGACCCUCGAUUUUCCGAAACCCACAGUGAUCAUCGUGGCUUUUACUCAUGUACCUCGAAACUGUUCCUGUGGUUUCCGGCACGUUCCUGAACAUCUUACACAAAUGCUUGUGGAUUCGCUCUGGAGGUCUGGUGUCAAAUCGAUCGAAGGUUGCACCCUUGCGGAGUUCUACUUGGUCUAUGACACCUUCAACCUGAAUCAAGCAGACUGUGACGUCGAAAGUCGAAAGAAUGCUAUCAAAUCACCAUAGUGUUGGUUAUUACAGGGUAGUAUAGAUCUCAAGGUCCUCAGAGGGUUCAUCGCCUUCUACCCAUAUAAUGGGAGUUGAGUUCUACAUUGGGCAUCGAGGAUUUAAGUCUUACCGAUUUUGGAGUCGAAGUUUUUGGACAAUAGGAGGUACUUUGGUUUUGUUGAAGCUAGAGAGGGCGCAAGAAAAUGGGCAAGCUUCACAAGGUUUAGGCAUUAUCGGGUUUUGGGGUUUCGGAAAUGGUUGACACUUGAGUCUCUCACGGGCCCAAUCGUAUUAUUCAUCGGAAUUUGUUGUUAGGCAUUUGAACAAUGAGCAGCGAGGAGCAUCAUUCUGUGGAAGUGCCAUCUCCUGAUUUUCCAGAGACUGUCUCGGAGGAUGGUGGAUUUGGGAAGAAGUCGGUUGGUGUGGAUGAGAAGACUCAACUCAUGGAAGAGGGUUCUGAUCUCAACAAACCCUUGGCAAAGGAUGCUGAGCUUUGGAUGAGUAUUGCCUCUGCGUGUGCUUAUGGGCUAAUAGGCCUACUCAUGGGAUUUUUCAAUAAGGCGGUUUUAGAGGACUGGCCAUACCCGAAUUCUUUCCUGACGCUGCAGAUGGCGGUUUCGAUCGUCAUUGUCAAUGUGAUGCAAGUGUCUGGUUUGACCACCGUCCAGCCGCUGCAACUAAACGCGGUCAAGAACUUGUUACCCGUGGUGUUUUUCUACAACACAAAUGUUGCAUUUGCGUUGGUAGCAGUGAGGGCUCUAAGCAUACCCGUCUAUCAUGUUCUGAAGCGUCUGACUCCUGUCAUGGUGCUGGCGGGUAAAUUCUUGAUUUGGGGCAACACGACGUCCAUCGAAAUCGCGUUGUCUGUCUUAACUGUUGUGUCAGGUUGCUUGAUGGCUGGCCUCGGAGAUUUGAGCUUCGAUUUCAGUGGUUAUUCUGCGGCGCUCAUGAGCUGCGCACUGCAAAGUACUUACUUGAUACUCGUUGAAAGAUCUGGUACUGAGAAAGGAUUCAACUCAAUGGAGCUGUUGCUCUAUAAUGGAAUGCUCUCUUUGCCUGUCCUCCUUGCUAUUACUCUGGCAACAGGAGAGGUAUGGGACUCUGUGGAGAGCAUCCAAUACCAACUUGCGGAGAAUGCCUUGUUCCUGCCUCUCCUCAUUUCCUCACUCUUAAUGGGCUCGUUACUUAAUUACUGCUUAUUUCUGUGCACCCUGUGCAACUCGGCUUUGACAACCACCAUUGUCGGCACACUUCGCAGCGUUUUUGGCACGGUGGCUGGAUUUUUUGUCUUCGGAGGCGUCAAGGGCACAGCCUUCAUGUUCCUUGGCGUGACAUUCAACACGAUAGGGGGAGUAGGGUACACAAUUAUCAAGUACAGGGAGAAGCAGCCCAACACCUCGCAGAACAGGGUUAGGCUUGAGAAAUAGCUUCAAUAGAGGCUGAACAUCUCGCUGCACUUACUGCUGAUCGACAAGUAGUCGGAACAAAACUCCUCUCCUUCAAAGUUCAAAUCUGAAGAAUCUCAGUUGGGUACAGACUUCGAGGAUUGUAUCCGAACUUCCUGCUGUUGCCCGAUUCAAAUGUUUUAGGUUAGAAGCUCAGACGUAAGAAAUUCAGCUUAGCAGUUGCAUUGUUCUUCGUGUAUAUUCGUAUUUAUAUAUUCAUGACGUCUUCGAGCAA
Physcomitrium patens is the source of this 2232-nucleotide messenger RNA. Its product is annotated as UDP-galactose/UDP-glucose transporter 7. Lineage: Eukaryota; Viridiplantae; Streptophyta; Bryopsida; Funariales; Funariaceae. The record is from RefSeq and is a predicted model, not a curated record.